This is a messenger RNA of Manacus vitellinus (golden-collared manakin), 648 nucleotides long. It is a transcript of the gene DYNLT4, whose product is annotated as Tctex1 domain containing 4. Gene Ontology annotation, cellular component: cytoplasm; cytoplasmic dynein complex. Gene Ontology annotation, biological process: microtubule-based movement. The transcript has a single exon. Gene Ontology annotation, molecular function: dynein intermediate chain binding. NCBI's taxonomy places the organism in Eukaryota, Metazoa, Chordata, Aves, Passeriformes, Pipridae. The record is from RefSeq and is a predicted model, not a curated record. The coding region runs from base 1 to 648 and encodes 215 amino acids.
AUGGCUGAGCAGCCUUGCCCAGAGAUGGCCCUGCCAGCCCAGGUGAUGGCUGCAGACAACACUGAAGCCUCUCCACUCCAUGCCACACGCCGUGGCUCCCAGCCCCCAGCCCGGGGCUCCGAGGAAGGCAAACCACCACUCCUGCUCUCCCGCCGCAACUCGGUCCUCAGCCGCCGCAGCUCAUUCGGGGUGGUCCCGGGCAGCAGGCGCCCGUCCAUUGGCCCUUGGAUGUUCCACAGACGUGUUAGCUUCUCUGGGCUCCCCCUUUUCCAGCCCAUCCUCAAGACCUGCCUCAAAAACACUUAUAGGAUGGGGCCAGAGGAAGGCUGCAAGUUCAACGUGGGGCAGGUGCAGCGGAUGCUGGAGGGGGCCCUGGCCAGUGCCCUGGGGACCACUGUCUACAGCCCUCAGGGCAGUGCCCCACUAGCCCAGAGCGUGGUUGAGCUGCUGCAGCACCGGGCUAAGGAGGUAGUGCCACCCCGCUACAAGCUGGUCUGCCAUGUGGUGCUGGGCCAGCAGGGCCAGCAGAGCCUGUUGGUGGCCAGCCGGGCACUGUGGGACCCUGACACUGACAGCUUUGCCUCCGCCACCUUCUCCAACGCCUCCCUCUUCGCUGUGGCCACAGUGCAUGGGGUCUACUUUGAGUAG